GACGUAAAAUAAUACCUACUAUAUAAUAAAAUAAUUACCUAGCGGAUGGCAAAUAAAACCUAGUUUAAUUAAUACAAAUUAUUUGUUAUUUUCUAAUUAAUCAAUAGUUUAUUAUAUCAAGCAAAAGAAACUAUGGUCCUAUAAUGAUAUCUGCACCACUUGAACUCGCGUAACAUGCUCAUUGCUCAACUAUAAAUAAUAAUAUUACAUAUCAAGUUCAUGAUUAGAACUAGAGAUUAAUGUAGAAUAGUUUUUUGUUGCGCCCCACACGCGUUUGCCGUUUGCGAUUCACUAUAUAAGACGAAAUAUUAAUUAUUAAGUAAACUAUGUCGAAUACAGUAUUUAAUGGUGUUUCGGAUAGAUACAAAGGUAUAACCGUUUUUUCACAAGAGGAACCUUGUGAGAAAGAUGAAUUUAAAGAAAAACUUUUAGAAUCCUUAAAAAAGUGGGUAACUGAAGAAAGAAGAUGUAUUUGGUUCAAAGUCAAUAUUAAGGAUGCAUCUUGGGUUCCAAUAUUAGCUGAUGAAGGGUUCAACUUCCAUCAUGCUAGAGGUGACUUUGUAAUGAUGUAUAAAUGGCUGCCCCUGGAUAGACCUGCAAACUUACCUCCUGCUUGUCACACAAACCUCGGAGUGGGAGGGCUUGUGCUAAACAGCAAGAAUGAAAUGCUUGUAGUGACUGAGAAACAUUUUGAUUACCCUCAUUGGAAGCUGCCUGGAGGCUAUGUGGAAAGAGGAGAAAAUAUAAAAGAUGCUGCAAUCAGAGAAGUUAAGGAGGAGACUAAUGUAGAUGCAGAGUUUGAUUCCAUGGUGACGCUACGACACACUCAUAAUGCAAUGUUUGGCAACUCGGACAUUUAUGUUGUAGUAAAGUUAAAAGCUACAUCAGACGAAAUUACAAAAUCAGAUCUAGAAAUCAAAGCAUGUAGGUGGAUGGAUGUAAACGAAUUUCUAAAUCAUCCUGAUGUACAUGAAUUUAACAGAUUCAUUGUAAGACAAGCUUUAGAUUUAAAAAAUAGAAAGAUCAAAUUUGAUCUUCAAAUGAACACAGUUAAAAUUUCUUCAUUUGUCCGAGAUAUAACAUGUCUUACAGUGGAAGAUAUUAAAGAGAGUUAAAUGCAUGCAAUUUCAUUGGUAUGAUGCUGUUUUAAUUUUAAACACAUAAAACAAAUAAUUGAUCAAAUCAUAAUUCAUAAACCAGAUUAGUUGAUAAAUUAUAUUCUAAAAAAACAAAUGUAAUAUAAUUAUUAAAUAAUACAAUUAUUUUUGAGAUGUAUAGUUGAAUAUGGCAAUAGUAGAGGAGCAUAUUAUUAUGAAAAUGAAAUUUAUUAGAGGUUUGAAUAUUGCAGACAUUUUUUUUCUAUUUUUUUUAACACACCUUCAUAUUAUCAUUAAUCUUAAAAGCUCAAUUUGGGCUCCUCUAGGCUCUAUGAAUAAAAUUCUCCUUUCAAUGUUUUUGACCGACACAUUCCUAGCACAAAAUAUAUUUAUGUAUGCAUAAUAUUAUAUUUAUAACUUUAAAAUUACUAAUAUUAUAUUUCAGUUUAUUAAUUAUUGUUACAAAUUUACAGGGUAUAUACAUUAAUCUGAUAAGCACAAUUUUUUAAGUUGUAAUUAAUUAAUAGGGGACCAGUUCACUAGUGUAAAAUAAACAAGCAUAUUUUUGUAUGGAAUGUAGGAAUCUUUCUUUCAAGUAUUGCCAGUCACAAGAAAAUUCUAGUCUUUACCAUCUUGACCGCAUACUUCAGAAACUAUACACUAAGACUGUUUAUUUCUUGUGUUUCUAUAUAAUUUAAUGAAUCUGUAUAAAUGUCACCAAUACUAUUAUUGUCUUACAAAAUUUAAAUUGCAACUUCAUUUAAGGAAAAUUAAGCAUUAUGGUUAUUGUAAUUGUUUUACUUAAUAAUAUGAUAUUAUAGAUUUUUUAUUUUACAAAGGUUUUAUUGUUUGUUAGUAUAUUUUUAUGUUAUGUUAAUCACUUCAUGUUAUAUUGCAGUUAUUAGUUUGUAUAGAUUUUAUGAAUUAUUGGUAAAAAAUAAAAUAAACAAAAUAUCA
This is a messenger RNA of Colias croceus (clouded yellow), 2054 nucleotides long. Its product is annotated as nudix hydrolase 8-like. Gene Ontology annotation, molecular function: NADH pyrophosphatase activity; ADP-ribose diphosphatase activity; NAD binding. Bases 327 to 1115 code for a protein of 262 amino acids. The record is from RefSeq and is a predicted model, not a curated record. Lineage: Eukaryota; Metazoa; Arthropoda; Insecta; Lepidoptera; Pieridae. The transcript has 4 exons.